Molecule: messenger RNA, 1464 nt
Organism: Epithele typhae
Lineage: Eukaryota; Fungi; Basidiomycota; Agaricomycetes; Polyporales; Epitheliaceae
Exons: 5
Coding region: 1-1464 (487 amino acids)
Source: RefSeq, a predicted model, not a curated record
AUGCAACACAAAGCCUGUGGGCAACAUAUCUACUCAGGCGAGACAGGUGAGACGGGCAAGAGCGGGGUGAAUGAGGUAAGCGUCAUAGGACGUGGGCGAGGUGGGCGAUAUGGACGUGGGCGCGAGACGCAGGCGAGUUGCGGACGUGGGCACGAGACAGGAGACGUGGGCGAGGUAGGAGAUAGGCAACAUGGACGAGGCGGGCGGCACGGAAACGCGCGACGCGACGAGAGCGAGAGCCAGUGGGCGAACGAGGCAGAUCACACAGUGACGCAGGGGCAAAACGUGGGCGUCACGGAGGUGGCGAUGGACAUGGGUGACACGGGCGAAGUGGGCGAGAUGGGUAAGAUGGGCGAGGCGAACGAGACUGACGAAGCAGGCGAAGUGCGAGACGAGCGAGAGACGAGCGAGACGAGCGAGACGAGCGAGGUUCGAGGCGCGCGCGAAAUGGGUGACGCAGGCAAGGUGGUGACGGACGAAGUGGGCAAGACGGGCGAGGCGGACGAAGCAGGCGAAGUGCGAGACGGGGGUGAUACGAGCGAGAAGAGCCAGACAAGUGAGGUGCAAGGCGCGCGCGAGAUGGGUGACGCGAGAGAUGUGGGCGAUACAGGCAGGACGGACGAGGGGGAUGAGACGGGCCAGACGGGUGACAGAGACGAGCACGGGCGAGGUGCGAGGGAACGGAAAGAGAGAGAAGGGUACCGGGAGGGGUUGGGAGGCGUCGGUGUGGCGAGGACGGGAGGCGGGCUCAGUGGGCCACGGAGGACGGUGCUGGCAGUGCCAAGCGCCAGAGUUCACGCAACGCGCGUCGGUUCCCACGCGUCCGCCGCUGCCAGCGUGUCCUCCGAGUCCGACUCUGUGCUCACUGCUAUCAUCCCCAUCCUCCCCGUCCUCCCCAUCCUCCCAUCUUUUCCUCCUGGCGCAACAUCUUGGAGGACCACGCGAACACGCCCCUCGCCUGCCGCUUCCUCAAUGAGCUGUCCCGGCCCCUUUGUCUUGCCCUUGUGCACGGUCUCCCCUCGUGCGUGGUCAUGGCAGGGCUGGACUGUCGCCUGCAACAGCUCUGGCUCCUUCGCGAUCAAGCACGCGGUGCACACCGCGAGCUCGCUUGCAACCAGCCGUGGGGUGCCGCUCCGGCUGGAGCACCUCGCGGGCACGCUCGACACGAUGGAGGAGUUUGCGGCCGAGUUUGUAGGCCCCGGCCCCACCUCCCGCCCCCCGACCCCGCAAACCGGUUACCGCACACGCGCACACGGCCUGUCUGCCCACACAGCUUUGGCGCGUCUGCCGUGGCGAAGGACUACGUCUUCUAGCGCCACGUCGCCCGCCCACUUCGCCCGUGUCCGAGUCGUACGCCUCUCCCUCCUCACGCCUGCGUCUACGUCCGCGUCGUCCACGUCCGAGUUGCCCACAUCGCCCGCCCACAUCCGCGUCGUCCCCGUGCCCGUGUUACCGUGUCGCUGA